AUGAGUCCCCUAACCAUAUUUUCACAGAUACUAGACCUACUACCCUAUUCUAUGUUAUUGUGGACGAUUCUAUUAUGGCCUGGAUUCACUGGCUGUUGUCGAAAAGAAAAACGUCCGGUGAUUAAUUCGGCAGAACAAAAAACAGCUAAUGAGGCAACGAAGGCUUCAAAGGUUGAGGGGAAUUCAACAGAAUCGCUGGAAAAAAGCAGCAAUAAAGUUAGCAAGCAAGUUACGGUGCCCGGCAUCGUCAGCAGUCCUAAUGCAAAGAGUGGUGAAGGAACACGAAACAAUCCGAUUGUAAUGCCAACUCAGCUGAGCUCAUUGCCAUACGAGUCCAUCACAAGUCAAAAUAACAAGGAUUCAACCGAGUUCAAUGGGAACAGCAGCUCCAGGAAAGCUACGAAAGAUGGAAGAAGUCGCGAAGAGGACGCUACAGAAGAGACACAAGUUGCAACUGAGUUAGACAACCAGGUGGACCUGAAUGACUUCAUCCUGAAAGCGGCCGAAAAUCAGAUCGUUGUCCAUCCAAGCCUUGUGAAGAAAAAGGGCAAUAUUGACGCGUCCAUGUUCCGCAGUAGAACAAAAGAAGAAAUCAUGGAGUUGGAGGCAGCGAUGAAGUCUGAUCAUGAGUCAGAACUUGAGAAGGACAUCCAGAAAGAGAUGAGCAAGCAGAAACCUAAGAUCAAAUGGGGUGAUUCAAAAUGUGUUGUUUUCGAAACGAGCACACAGUUAACGUACGAUGACGACGAAGUGAUUGAGGAACCUGAUUUGUACGAGUAA
Necator americanus (New World hookworm) is the source of this 780-nucleotide messenger RNA. RefSeq lists its product as uncharacterized. The transcript has 8 exons. Lineage: Eukaryota; Metazoa; Nematoda; Chromadorea; Rhabditida; Ancylostomatidae. The record is from RefSeq and is a predicted model, not a curated record. The coding region runs from base 1 to 780 and encodes 259 amino acids.